AUGCCCAAGGACCCGGCCAUAUCCAUGAGUUUUCGUUCUUGGGAAACGUACGUGUAUCCGAUGCUUCCGUCAACGACCCGACAUGUGUGGGCGGUCAAAAUAUCGACCCAGUUAGAGGAGCCGAGAUAUGUCGUUCUGGGAUUCCAAACUCCAAGAAUAAACGAUCUCCAGAAAAAUGCUAGCGAAUUUGAUCAUUGUCGAAUCAGAGAUGUGAAACUCUUCCUCAACUCGCAGUGUUAUCCGUAUGGAAAUUUGAAUCUCGAUAUAUCCAAUAAUCAGUACGCCAUUCUCUAUGACAUGUAUGACCAGUUUCAAACGGCCUACUACAACAAAGAAGCCGAACCUUUGUUAUCGAAGCGUGAAUUCAUAGACCAAGCUCCCCUUAUCGUUAUCGGUUGCUCGAAACAGAAUGAAUCGUUGAAAACCGGACCGGUGGAUAUUCGAUUGGAAUUUGAAGCGAGCGUAGAAUUUCCCGCAAACACUGCAGCCUAUUGCAUGAUCUUGCACGAUUGUAUCAUCGAGUACAGCCCGAUUAGUGGCACGGUCAAGGAAUUAGUAUAA
This is a messenger RNA of Neodiprion fabricii, 561 nucleotides long. RefSeq lists its product as uncharacterized. The record is from RefSeq and is a predicted model, not a curated record. Lineage: Eukaryota; Metazoa; Arthropoda; Insecta; Hymenoptera; Diprionidae. The transcript has a single exon. The coding region runs from base 1 to 561 and encodes 186 amino acids.